GCGUGAGAGGAGCUGUCAUACCUGCUGCUCUCACAGCUCAAAUAUUAAACAAGGGUUUUCUGGGAACCGAUGCUGCUGCUCUGGGACAAGCCCAAACCGUGGAGACAGCCCGUCUCAGUGGAGUGUGGACAGGCAGUCUGCUCCUGCCACUACUACUGCUGCUGCUGCUACUGCUGCUGCUGCUGAGGGUGGAGGCACUACUGCAUCCAAGAGUCUGAUGGAGGAGGAGGUCACAGAGCCUGAUCCACAGACGGCGGAGCCCUCCGGCAUGCCGCCUCCGCCGCCCGCUGGGACACACUCCGAGGUGAACGGCGACCUGCCGGGGAACCCGUACCUGAGGGACGGGACAGUGGACGUGGUGGAGAGUCCAGUCAGGGAGCCUGUUGUGCUGCAGUAUCCUGCUGAGUACAAUCACAGCCUCCAGUGUGGGGAGAAGAUGCCGUUCCACCAUGUGACGGCAGGUCUGCUCUACAAGGGAAACUACCUGAGCCGCUCGCUGUCAGACAGUGAUAGUGAUGUGUUGGCCAGUAUCUCUGUGGAAGAGCUGGACGAGAUCCGCGAGGCAUUUAAGGUGCUGGAUCGUGACGGCAACGGGUUCAUUUCCAAGCAGGAGCUGGGGAUGGCCAUGCGCUCUCUGGGUUACAUGCCCAGUGAGGUGGAGCUGGCCAUCAUCAUGCAGAGACUAGACAUGGAUGGUGAUGGACAGGUUGACUUCGAGGAGUUUAUGACGAUCCUGGGACCCAAACUUCUGUCUUCUGAAACGAGGGAAGGCUUCCUGGGCAGCACAAUAGACAGCAUCUUCUGGCAGUUUGACAUGCAGAGGAUCACCCUGGAGGAGCUGAAACACAUCCUGUUCUACGCCUUCCGCGACCACCUGACCAUGAAGGACAUUGAGAACAUCAUCAUUAAUGAGGAGGAGAGUCUGAAGGAAAACUCUGGGAACUGUCAUACAGAGUUUGAGGGAGUUCACCCAUCAAAGCAGAACCGCCAGACGUGUGUGAGGAAGAGCCUCAUCUGCGCCUUCGCCAUGGCAUUCAUCAUCAGCGUCAUGCUCAUCGCAGCCAAUCAGAUGCUGCGGAACGGCAUGGAGUAGCCGCGCUCACUGUGCGGGGGACGAGCCGGCCUGCAUGUGCAUGCCAGUGGGUGAGGUCACGGCCCCCGGCCGAUGGGAGAGGAACUGCGAGGAGUGAUGCUCAAAAAAACAAAAAAUCAUCAUCAACAAAACGCCCCAUUUCAAAAAAAUGUUACUUCUGUUCUUUUUCAAAGCGACACCUCGCCACCUGACGUCCAAUGAAACUGUGAAGCCAGCAUGAGGAGUCAUGCAGGACUCCUCCCACUUUACUCUGACAGGGACACUCAAGGGCUGACAUCACACGUAAUACUGUCGUCUCCGUUUCCCUGAUGCAA
Messenger RNA from Solea senegalensis (Senegalese sole), 1407 nucleotides. It is a transcript of the gene caln1, whose product is annotated as calneuron 1. Lineage: Eukaryota; Metazoa; Chordata; Actinopteri; Pleuronectiformes; Soleidae. The transcript has 6 exons. The coding region runs from base 218 to 1093 and encodes 291 amino acids. The record is from RefSeq and is a predicted model, not a curated record. Gene Ontology annotation, molecular function: calcium ion binding.